UAAGUCUCAUGAUUUAAGGUUUAAAAUGUGUUGAAGUGGAAAUGAAUAAAACUGAUAUGAAUGACAAUAUGUUGGCAAAUAAAAAUUAACAUGUUUCCACACAGAAAUCUCAGAAACCUCCUAUGCUGUGGUCAUUACAUUUAACCUGGUUAACAUCAGCAUGCCAGAGGACCCUGAGCACAGAGGCGACACCAAACAGCAAGUGCAGGAUAUCAUCAAUAAUGCGCUGAACACUCUUCUGAAUGAACCUGGCAAGAUCGUUUUUGAACCCAAGUCUUCCAAUUUUACGAGCUCUUCAAACCAGAUAGAUGGCAGGAUGGACUACACCUUCCAGGAUGGAGAUGCCAUACAACCAGUCAGCUUCCUAAAUGAGCUACAUCUGCCAACCACUACAACAGUGCUUCCAGAAACAGCAACUGGUUUCACUGUGACCCCUUCAAAUCUCAUACCUGGUUCAGCAGUGGUCACAAGCAAGCUGGUGUUCAACUCCUCAUCUCCAGUCCCCAGUGAAGCUCUGGUCCUCAGCGCUAUCAACACUCUCCGUAAUUCCAGAGAGUCACAGCUCAGUGAAUCAGUGCAGGUGGUGAAUGUCACCUAUGAGAAAAUCUCAGAAACCUCCUAUGCUGUAAUCUUUGAGUUUAAUAUAAGUAAUAUCAGCAUGCCAGAGAUCCCUGAGCUAAGAAACAGCCUUUACGUGCAAGUGCAAGAUGUCGUCAAUAAUGCGCUGAACACACUUCUGAAUGAACCCAGCAGUCCAAUUGUACAACCCGAAUCAUCCAAAUUCACGAGCUCUUCAAACCAGAUAGAUGGCAGGAUGGAAUACACCUUCCAGGAUGGAGAUGCCAUACAACCAGUCAGCUUCCUAAAUGAGCUUCAAUCACAGUCUGAACUGACCCAUACUACAAUGUUUCCAGACACAAUAACCAUUUUCCCUUUGACUUCUUCAAGCCUAAUAUCUGGUACAGCAGUGGUCAUAAGCAAGCUGGUGUUCAACUCCUCAUCUCCAGUCCCCAGUGAAGCUCUGGUCCUCAGCGCUAUCAACACUCUCCGUAAUUCCAGAGAGUCACAGCUGAAUGAAUCAGUGCAGGUGGUGAAUGUCACCUAUGAGAAAAUUUCGGAAUCUUCCUAUGCUGUCAUUUUUAAAUUUAAUAUGAGUGACAUCAGCAUGCCAAGGGACUCUGGACUCAGAAACAACAUCUACCUGCAAGUACAGGAUAGAAUCAAUAAAGCGCUAAACACUCUUCUGAAUGAACCUAGCAGUCCAGCUUUACAACCCAUUUCAUCCAACUUUAAGAGUACAUUAAAUCAGAUUGAGGGCAGUAUGGAGUACAACUUCCAAGAUGCAGAUGUCAUAAAACCAGUCAGAUUCCUACAGGCGCUUAGUUCAUUGACAGUCUUAACAACAGCCAGUACUCUGACAUCAAGCAUAACUUCUCCACAAACAUUGUUGGGGAAGGCUUACAUAAAUAUUCGAUUGGUGUUUCACACACUGGGCCCAAUCCCUAGUAAGGAUUACAUUAUAAACUUGGCCAGCUCUACGCUCAACCCACGUUACAGAACUAAAGUAGUCGCACCACCAACCCAGGGUACGAGCCUUGUGGAUAUCGGCUACACAAAACUUAAUGAAACCUCCUAUGCUCUCACGUUUGAAUUUGAAAUCACUAAUAUAUCCAUGUCUGAGAAACGUGAACUAAGGAAUGAAACCUAUACUUCAAUCAAAAGCACUAUAAAUAAAUUGCUUGUCGACAUCCUAAAGGAUCCCUCAGCUUCUCAGUUUGAUCUGCAACACAUUGCAUUCGAUGGUAAUAGCACAGUGAUUCUGGCCAGUGUUCAGUAUGUUUUCUCAGAAAGUGACUUGAGCAUAAACAGCACCUUUGUCAAGGAAAUAUUCAAAGCUAAAGAAGACUUAACGACAGCCAGUACUCCGACAACAAGCACAUCUCCACCCAGUACUCUGACAAUAAGCACAUCUCCACCAAACGUGCUUGGGAAGGUGAUCAUAUACAUCAGCCUUGUGUUUAAAACACGGGGUACUAUCCCAAGUGAGAGUAACGUUGUAAAUGUGGCUAACACCCUGUUGUCUGGAAUGAAAAUGAGAAUCAAACGAUCCCUCACAACAAAAGAUCUGACUGAGCUUGUGAACUUUGUGAAUGUCACCUAUACAAAAAUUGAUGAUAACGCCUUCUCUCUGAACUUUGGAUUUGAAAUCAGCAAUGUGUCCAUGUCUGAAAGAGUUGAAUUCAGGAAUGAGACCUUCACAGUGAUCCAGCACUAUAUAAAUAAAUUUGUGUCCACGAUCCUGAAUAAAACAACAACUACUAACUUUAAUUUCAAUCAAAUCAAUUUCAAGGGUAACUCCUCUGUGAUUGAGGCCAACGUACAGUAUGUUUUCACAGACAGUGACAUCGGCAGUUUCGGCUUGGUCUCUGCUUUCCUCGGACCUUCUACAACAGCCGCUCCAACCACCUAUUACCCCACAGUCCUGACCAGUACAAUCUUAAACAAUAGUACAAACGCAGCAUGGGUUGUGGCUAUCAUUGUCCCCUGCGCUAUUGUCAUCGGGCUCGUACCUUGCUGGAUUCUCCUUUGCUGUUUGCUGUGUGGUUGCUGUGCAGCAAUCAGAAAACGUUGGCACAGAAGACGAUCAUACAAUGUACAGUACACAACUCGAAACAGCAUCUUCUAGAGGUAUUCAAGAACAAACUUUGAUGCUUAAAAUAUUAAUUUUCCUGUAUUGCUGGGCAUACAGAACCUCUCUAAAUGUGAUGCAAAUGUGAUUUAAAAAAACAACAACUACUAUUUAAGGAAUGAUUUUAUUUAUUUAAAAAACUUAUGUAAAGUAAUGAGAAUCUUGUUUUCUGAAUGAAAGAUUUAUUUGGUAGUAUGUAUUUAAUGUUAAGGGAAAAAAUGUAGAAUGUGUUGAUCACUUCUUUAUUCACACUUAAUGUACUUUAUCUAAAAUAACAUAUUGCACCCUGAUGACAUAUGUAUGUACGAAUCACAAUUAAUGUUUUAAGACUGUGUAGUUAAAAACUAUAAUUUAAUAAAACAAUUCAAUACCAAUAUGAGAA
This is a messenger RNA of Sinocyclocheilus rhinocerous, 3071 nucleotides long. RefSeq lists its product as uncharacterized. Bases 161 to 2686 code for a protein of 841 amino acids. The transcript is spliced from 23 exons. The record is from RefSeq and is a predicted model, not a curated record. NCBI's taxonomy places the organism in Eukaryota, Metazoa, Chordata, Actinopteri, Cypriniformes, Cyprinidae.